AAUAUAAUUUUUCCAAAAAUUAAUCUAAUCUAACCGGAUGAUGUGGAGGAGAAGAGAGAUGAAGUUAGAAUCGUCCAAAUUGGAAAUAGCCUCUGAAUCAAACACAACAUAACAACAUUUAGAAAAAGAAAAAAAGAAAAUCUCAACCUCUGUCUCUCUCUAUCUAUUUCUCUCUCUAUUUCCAUUAUUAUACAGUUGGUACAUAUUGUCCGUCCAUCUAUCCAUAUUUUCCCAUUUCAACAACUCUUUUUUUCUUUUUUUAUCUCAUCAGAUUUUGCUUCAUUUAAUUCACCACAAAAGCCAUAACAACAACAAUAAUUGAAAUUGAAAUUGAAAUUGAAGGAACAUGGCAGCAAUGGAAGGAGUUAUGGAUAAAGCGAUAUUGGAUGAUGUGAUUAGAAGAUUGUUAGAAGGAAAAGGAGGAAAACAGGUUCAGCUUUCUGAAUCUGAGAUUCGUCAACUUUGCAUCAACGCUAGACAAAUUUUCCUCUCUCAGCCAAUUCUUCUUGAGCUUCGUGCUCCCAUUCGCGUUUGCGGUGAUAUACAUGGUCAGUAUCAAGACUUAUUGAGACUUUUUGAAUAUGGCGGCUACCCUCCAGCUGCAAACUACUUGUUUCUCGGUGAUUAUGUUGACAGAGGGAAGCAAAGUUUGGAGACAAUAUGCUUGCUUCUGGCCUACAAAAUAAGAUACCCGGACAGAGUUUAUCUCUUAAGAGGAAACCAUGAAGAUGCAAAGAUAAACCGAAUAUACGGUUUUUAUGACGAAUGUAAAAGGAGGUUCAAUGUCAGGCUAUGGAAGAUAUUCACCGAUUGCUUUAACUGUUUGCCGGUAGCUGCACUUAUCGAUGACAAAAUACUUUGUAUGCAUGGAGGACUCUCUCCCGAACUAGAAAAUUUAGAUCAGAUAAGAGAGGUUACAAGGCCUACCGAAAUCCCAGAUAACGGUCUCUUGUGUGAUCUGCUUUGGUCUGAUCCUGAUGCUAGUACUGAGGGUUGGGCAGAUAGUGACCGAGGCGUUUCGUGUACUUUUGGGCCUGAUGUUGUUGCAGAUUUUUUGGAUAAAAAUGAUCUUGAUCUUAUUUGCAGGGGUCAUCAGGUUGUGGAGGAUGGAUAUGAGUUUUUUGCUAAACGAAGGUUAGUCACAAUAUUCUCUGCCCCGAAUUAUGGUGGGGAAUUUGACAACGCCGGUGCAUUAUUGAGCGUUGAUGAAUCUCUUGUAUGUUCCUUUGAGAUACUGAAACCCGCUGAUAAAGAGGGAGGUAGUUCAUCGAAAAUGAAUUUUAAGAAGCCCCCUGCAUUGGGAUAGAUCUAGUCAUUCGGCAACAAUUUUCAGUUCAAAUAGGAAUCCAACUAACUCAGUUGAAAUUGUCGAGUAGGAGUUUGACAUGGGAGAGCCAAAUAUUUCUUUUCAAGCUGCAGAUUGAUAAUCAUAUAAUGGCUGAGACUAUAUUGUAAAUUGAACUUCCCCAUGCAUCCUUUUGUGCUGAAGCAGUGAUUAUUGCUUUAUGCACUAGUUCAUUGCCUGUGUUUGGCAAAUUAGUAUGUAAUUUAUGAGUGCAAAGAGAUUUCAUGUUAUCAAAUCAGUAAAUUUUUUAUGUCCUUUAUGUGAAUGACUUCUAGGAAUCAUGUUAGAGACAUGUUCUUGAGAUUUUCCGUGUUGAUAUGGCAUUGAUAACUUAAUCAUA
This is a messenger RNA of Trifolium pratense (red clover), 1685 nucleotides long. RefSeq names its product serine/threonine-protein phosphatase PP1. NCBI's taxonomy places the organism in Eukaryota, Viridiplantae, Streptophyta, Magnoliopsida, Fabales, Fabaceae. The coding region runs from base 347 to 1306 and encodes 319 amino acids. Gene Ontology annotation, cellular component: nucleus; cytoplasm. Gene Ontology annotation, molecular function: protein serine/threonine phosphatase activity. The record is from RefSeq and is a predicted model, not a curated record. The transcript has 4 exons.